This is a messenger RNA of Megalopta genalis, 3015 nucleotides long. RefSeq names its product delta-1-Pyrroline-5-carboxylate dehydrogenase 1 (gene P5CDh1). Gene Ontology annotation, cellular component: mitochondrial matrix. The record is from RefSeq and is a predicted model, not a curated record. NCBI's taxonomy places the organism in Eukaryota, Metazoa, Arthropoda, Insecta, Hymenoptera, Halictidae. Gene Ontology annotation, molecular function: L-glutamate gamma-semialdehyde dehydrogenase (NAD+) activity.
UGUGGGGGGAGGUUUGGCUCACUAUUUGCUCGAUGGUAGCCGCGGUCUUCGUACUUUCGACAAUUCGGUACCUUGAUCGUGCUUUACGGUGAUUAUUGUGAACGAAUCACGUUGUUAACUUUGCGGAGUUUGAGGAACGAGUAUAAAAGGCGUUCAUGUAAAAAGUAACAAGGGAAAGUGAAGAAAAAGGAAUAACAAUGUUGAGUCUUUGCCGUCAAGCCAUAAUAGCUAACAGUCAAAAAAUUAGUACAAGAUGUCUGGGAACAAUUGUACCAGUACCCAAUCCACCUGAAUUUGCUUUAGAAAAUGAACCUAUUCUUAGUUAUCAGAAGGGCAGCCCCGAGAGGGCUGAGUUGGAAAAAGUCUUGGAUAAGAUGGCUAAUGAAUGCGAAGAAGUGCCAUUAGUAAUUGGAAAUGAAGAAAUUAAAACUGACUUAUCUAGAUAUCAAGUUAUGCCACAUAAUCACAAAGUAAAAAUAGCUAAGUACCACUGGGCAACACCUGAUCUAGUCAAAAAAGCAAUCGAUGUUGCUGUUAAAGCCCAGCGUGAAUGGGAGAAAUGUUCCAUUGAUAAACGUAUACAAAUUUGGUUGAAGGCAGCUGAUUUAAUGGCAAACAAGUAUAGGCAACAAUUGAAUGCUGCCACUAUGCUUGGCCAAAGUAAAACAGUUAUCCAAGCAGAGAUUGACAGUGCAGCAGAAUUAAUUGACUUUUUUAAAAUGCAUGCGUAUUUUGCCAAAGAUAGUCUCAAGUACCAACCAAUUUCACCAGAUAAAAACACUUUGAACUCUUUGAGGUAUCGUGGGAUGGAUGGCUUUAUUGCAGCAGUAUCACCAUUCAACUUCACUGCCAUUGGUGGUAAUCUUAGCUACACACCUGCUCUGAUGGGUAAUGCUGUUCUGUGGAAACCAUCCGAUACUGCCCUACUUUCUAACUGGUGGAUCUUCAAAAUAUGUAGAGAAGCUGGUGUACCACCAGGUGUAGUCAAUUUCGUGCCCUGUGAGGGUCCUGUUUUUGGAGACACUAUCACUGCUUCACCAUAUCUAUCUGGGAUCAAUUUCACUGGAUCAGUGCCGACAUUUAAUCGUUUAUGGAUGCAAGUUGGUCAGAAUUUGGGGAAGUAUAAGAACUACCCAAAAUUAAUAGGUGAAUGUGGUGGAAAAAAUUUUCAUUUUGUACACCCAAGCGCUGACGCAGAAUCAGUUGCUUAUGGGACCAUAAGGAGUGCAUUCGAAUUCAAUGGUCAGAAAUGUUCUGCUUGCAGUAGAAUGUAUGUACCAGAAUCUUUAUGGCCUAAGGUAAAAGAAGUUCUUUUAUUUAUCCGUAAAAAACUGACGAUCGGAGAUGUUAGGGAUUUUACUAUGUUCGCUGGAGCCGUCAUCGAUGCUGCUGCGUUCAAAAGAAUUUCCGGAUACAUCGAACAUGCCAAGAAAUCUCCAAAUUUGGAAAUCAUUGGCGGUGGAAACUGUAACGAUUCACGAGGAUAUUUCGUUGAUCCCACAAUAGUGGUAACAAAGGAUCCAAAAGAUAAGAUUAUGACUGAGGAAAUAUUUGGCCCUGUGUUAACAAUUUACGUUUACAAAGACUCGAAACUCGACGAAACCAUGGAACUUGUUGAAUCGUCGACACCCUAUGCUUUAACUGGUUCGAUAUUUGCACAAGAUGAACAAUGGGCGAGAAAAGCGCUUGAGGAGUUCAAGUACACGGCUGGUAAUUUUUACGUUAAUGACAAAUCGACCGGAUCGGUUGUGGGUCAACAACCUUUUGGUGGUAGUCGAAUGUCUGGUACAAACGACAAAGCUGGUGGCCCUAAUUAUGUCCUUCGUUGGGCCUCGCCGCAGUCGAUUAAAGAAACGUUUGCCCCUCUGCGCGAAUAUGAUUAUCCAUACAUGAGAUCUUAGGUUUAAGUACACAGCAUGCAUUAAUCAAAUGAAUAUGUACAUAUAUUUUGUGCAGUAGCAGCAUCCUCUAUUGCAAACGUGAAAAAAUGCUGUUGUUCAUAGAUGAUCGAUACGAUCGAUGAAAUAUUCUGAUGCAUUUCCUUUUACGUGGAUUCACCACGUACAGGCGGCGCUAUAUUUGCACCCACGAUGCAAGUGACUCGUGCUUCGUAGGAAUUUAUACUACAAAAAGCAUAAUGCUUACACACACAUACGAUUACUCGUGGUGAAAACCUAUGUUUUCUACAAACAGAGUGUUCAGUGAUUGGUAUCUGUCCGUACCAAUUGAUUAGUAUUUUUGUUUGGACAUUAAUCCUGUUACCGUCUGAUCGAUUAGAUUGACGUCACGAGACAAGUAUUACUUGUGAACCGCUUUUGAAGCUGCAACACGGGCUCACCUUAUUGUUCGCUGCCAAUAGACAAUGAUCAUGUUAUGUAACGUGCGGCAUGUAGAGUCAAUAUAUUGUUAAGAUCGAUUUUCAGUACAAUAAUAUUUUAAUAUCUCAGGAAUAUGUGUAUACAUGGUCGCUGACGGAGAGGCAUUUCAGUUUUUCGGUCAUAGAUUGCAGUUUUGCAUGGAAACUUUUAUAACGAUAAUAGCGGAAUAUGUAUAUCGUUAAUAAAUUGUACAAGGCGAAUUGAAAAAAAAGAAACAAGACAUCCUGGGCGUAUCUGGGAAUUGUGAUGAAUGCGUACUAGUUAGAAAAACCAUGUCAUUGUGUUUUUCUGAACUCACCCUCUUUUUUACUAUUCUUACACGGAUCGUUUACACAUGGCGAUAUAUAUAAUAUAUAUGCGCAUCCCGAAUUCAUUUUACUGUGUAAUUCAUGAGACAAUAUGUAGAUGCGGGACAAACACAGUAAAAUGCAAGAGUUACCCUUAAAUUACGUUGUAGCGUCCGAUUGUCGAUCGGUCGGAUAUGUUAUUGUUGACAGUGUGAUUGAGGCAUUAGAGUCUUAUAAGUCGAACGGUGAUUACCUAAUUGAAUACACAAUAAUAUCUUAGAUGUUGUGGCUGAUGUUAUAAUGUAAUUUAUUUUAAGUGUACUAUAGCAAUAAAACACUGUACGAUUACA